ACAGAUUUAAAUAUUACGUUACAUUUUGUAACGGAGCUAUUUGAGCUGUGGUUUUUUAUGGAUAUAGAUCUCUUCAACUGGUUUUAUUGCGCGGUAAUUUUUGGCUGUAGAAUUAAAAAAUACGAAAUUAAAGCACUGUUUUGCUUUUCCAUUUCUAUCGACUAUGUAGUCAACAUAGGUACACUAGUACACACAUGUAUGAAUUAGUUAUGCGGUGUGAUCCACACAAUAAAUCGGUACUAAUUUAAGUUGAUUAAAUAAGCUAGUUGCAGCAAUUAAUUUAGCUUUUAUGUCUUAAAAUAUCAUAUCUUGAUUUCGGUUUAAAAGUACUUGUCAUCACUAGCGUUUUAGGUUGUUAUGGACAUUAAAUUGUGUCUUGUUAGGCCGGUCACUGAUGUGUUGGGUUUUAAGCUAAUGACGCAACCUGUACCUCGAGACACGAGAUUUUUUAUUGUCAGAUUCGUCAGUGCUCUAGGUUAUCGAAAAAACGUGUUCCAAAUAUUUUAACUUUGUCAGUCAUGGUUUUUUCUCACCCUAUCAACUGCAUUUCUGCACUAUGAGUGUAUCCCCAGAUUAUUGUGUAGUGACGGGUGUCGCACCUGGAAACCUUUUUACGUAUUUGUCGUAUAGUAAAGUAGACGACUAUUUCAUCUAGGGUCGUUUUCUUCUAAUCACAGACCGCUUUAUAAUUUAAACAACCGAUUUCUAGCCAGAAAAGAUGCCCUGUAAAAACUUUUUUUGUUGUAAAUUUACACUAGCGCACAUGUGCAUGAAGAUCAAUACAUAUACAUAUGAAUGUAUUGACAGAUCUACAGAAAAUUUGUUAUUAAGUAGAUAGGAAACCGGCUGGUUAGCUAAGAAUUUAGUGGUACAAAGUUCAAUAAAUCCGGCCAUUUUUCAACUGAUUUGUUUAAUGUUGGGAUUUACCUGGUCACUAACCAUAAGCUUUACAGACGACUAGUAACUUGUUUCUAAGUAAAUUCGAGGAAUUCUUUAGUUUGUGUAUUACUUUAAUUCUACAUUCGCUAAAUCCCCACCGCUAUACAAUUUCAGGCGAAAUUUAAAGUUUAUGGAAGUUUUUGGGUCGCAUCACUGUAGACGAAAUGUAUUCAGUCGCAGACAUUGACUUAAUUGAAGAUCGUUAUUAUAGAGAUUUACCAAGCUCUAAACAUAAUCUGUCUUUUGCUGGCUGCGGCUUUCUCGGAUUGUAUCAUAUAGGCGUUUGUUGCUGUAUUAAACGUUUCGCACCCCAUCUAUAUCAAAACAAACCAGUAUCUGGAACUAGUGCUGGUGCAUUAGCCGCGGCUUGUUUAGUGUGUGAUUUGGAUAUGGAUGUAUGCGUCCGGCAUAUUUGCAAACUUAUUGAAAAUACGAGACGAUUUACACUUGGUCCAUUUGAUCCACGAUAUAAAAUAAGCGAAUAUUUAAAAGAUGGCUUAUCUCAGUUAUUGCCACCAGAUGCUCAUGUUUUAUGCUCUGAUCGUCUUUCGAUAUCGUUAACAUGCUUCACCACGCGAAAAAACAUAAUUGUCCGAAAGUAUAAAAAUAGGGAUGAGGUAAUCCAAGCUCUGCUGUGUUCUGCGUAUAUUCCUAUUUUUAGCGGGUUUGUUCCAUUAACGUUUAGAGGUCAGCUUGUGGUCGAUGGCGGUUUAUCAAACAAUUUACUUAGCAUAAACCAACAAACUAUUAAAGUUAGUCCAUUCGCUGGUGAUUCGGAUAUAUGUCCAUUGGAAUCUAAAUGGGGCCCACAGUAUCAUAGAGCUCAGCCACAAAAGUACGAAGAUGUGUUAGGCUCAAUCUCAUUACUGAAUCUUUCAAUGAGCUUCAACUUAACAAAUAUUAAACGUUUAGUGGGAAUGGUGUGGCCAAUGUCUCCUGAUCAGUUGGUUAACUUAGCCAACCAAGGUUAUGAUGAUGCAUUACGGUUUUUAAUUACACGUGAUGCCAUUCAUAACUUAUGUAUAGCCUAUUACCUUUUCGACAAAAAAGAAAACAUCCUGAAUGCAUAUUAUUAUCUUGAUUUAACAGUUAAUAAAGUUUCAUAGUCUUACAGAAGCCCAGUCAAUUUUUUUAUCCGAAUUAAUUGGAAUUACUAAAGCAAAUGAGCUCAACUACAUCUAUUUUAAAUUGUAACAUUUUUUAUCAGGUUUUAUUGCUUGUCGUAUACAUCAAACUCCGAGAGAAUUUUCAAAUAUUUCUCGAGUGAAAUCAAGAAACUCUCCACGGAUUCGUCGGUUACAUAGUUGUGAUUCACUUGUAUCCAGUAAAAUACAUAGUGAUUCAGAUCGUAAUCGAAAUCGCUCCUCUGAAACAAGUUCAGUUGUUCAAAAGAUCAAAUCCUCUAAAUGUAUCGGUUCUGCACCAAAAAAAUUAAUUCAUGGUUCUGGAAUCGGUUUAAACGUAGCUCACUGCUGUGCAUGUCGAAGUGAAUUGUAUAAGGCGAUUAACUCUUCGUUUCCCUCUUCAUUGAAUUCACUGAUCAGAGAUGGGACAAAAAUUUCACAAUCAUAUUUAAAUUUUGUCCAAAGUCAUCUUUGGGUGUAUGGAUCAUCUUUGUGCUCAUUUAGUUUUAAACUGUUUGGGUUUCCUCUCAGGUUACAAAUCAAAUUUCUAAUAUAUGUUAUUUCCAGUGUUCUUUUUAGAUGUGUAGGGGCUUUGGAACAAUCCCAUAUUGGUACUUAUCACUUACUCAGUUUAUUGGAUCUUUUAAAAGAGUCUCAGUGGUAUCUUGAAACAAUGAACGAAACAGAACAAACUUCGACUAGUACACUAAAUAAAUCAAUUGGUAAAACGAUACCAAUGUCCUUAGAUUCAGAUGCCAAGAAGAAAUGUCAUCGAUUUUCUACAAACAGUCACCCAGUUAUUACAAUGAUAAAUUCAAUUUUUUGGAAGGGAGCUGAUAGUUUAAGCGGUUUGAUUUUACGAUUAAAUUCGUUUGAAUUACCAACAGCCAGCGACUGUGGAUUAGAAUUACUAUCUUACUCAUUACAAAAGGUAUAGAUUAACAAUGAAUCUUGGUACAUCAUGGCACUUUUUAAUUUCAAGAGUAUCGCUAAUCCGUGUUUACUACCUAUGGAUGAUCUUGAGUCAGAUAUCAGUCAGGCAGAUCGUGGAUGUAAAACAGAAAAUGACGAUAGUGGAAUUUGUUAUACACCAAGUAAUUCAGUUUUAGCAAACAAGUUUUUAUCAGCCGAUAAUGUAGAUAUUGACUCCAGCACAUCUUAUUCAGAAUUUUAAAUGUGAGGAAGUGUUAAAGAUCAUUUCUUUUCAACUAGUCAUAAUUUGUUUUUGUUUCGAAUUCUAACUAACCCGUUAUCUAUAUAUUUUCAAGUGAUUUUGAUCUAUAUAUUUUUCUAUUUGUUUCUUCAUUUUUUUGGCUAUAAAUGAUUUAAACUGAGCAUAAAUUUUUGGUUUCGUUAGUUAGUAACAAAAUUAUGUUCUUUUCAAACAUCUAGCACUUUGAAUUAUUCCACAAAAUACAAUCCAACUGUUUCUGCAGUAAAGUUUUGUUAUAUGACGUAUGUUGGACAUUUUAUAAAACCUAUUGCGCAUUAUUUAGUACAUAAUAAAUAUAUAGGGAAUUUUGUAGGCAUUUUGUUCGACGUUUCUCAUAGAUUAUUUUAAAUACCGUUAUAAUCUUAAGUUUCUAAUCUGUUUAGAUUGAUAUGUUUGCUAAAAAUCCUAAUCUGUUAAGUGCUAUAGUUUUGCACCACAAUAUACAGUUGCAACUUUUCUUGUGUUCUCAGUACUUAAGGUAUUAAUAACCUCCCUAUUGUUUUGCUACAAUUCUCAUCUCAUCUCUGCAAAAAUCAACCACGAGUAAGUAAUCAUUGCUUUGUAUUAGCGUUAAUUGCGGCAGGUUUUGUC
This is a messenger RNA of Schistosoma haematobium, 3867 nucleotides long. RefSeq names its product Patatin-like phospholipase domain-containing protein 2, variant 3. The coding region runs from base 1104 to 2045 and encodes 313 amino acids. NCBI's taxonomy places the organism in Eukaryota, Metazoa, Platyhelminthes, Trematoda, Strigeidida, Schistosomatidae. The record is from RefSeq and is a predicted model, not a curated record. Gene Ontology annotation, molecular function: triacylglycerol lipase activity. Gene Ontology annotation, cellular component: cytoplasm; membrane; lipid droplet. The transcript is spliced from 8 exons. Gene Ontology annotation, biological process: lipid homeostasis; triglyceride catabolic process.